AUGGGGGCGCUGGCGGAGUCGAUCGCGUCGCACGUGCCGUCGGGGAUGCUGAGCGCGGGGCUGGCGGCGCUGGCGGCGCUGCCGAACCCCGGCGAGCUGGUGCGGAAGGCGGCGCGGCUGGAGGACGAGCUGAGGGAGCUGCUCCGGCUGAACGGCCGUGGCGCCGGGGCGGGGGCGGAGCAGGGGGGCGGCAACCGGGCGCAGCAGACGCGAGAGCGCUUCCUGCGCGCGUACGAGCGGCUCAAGGACGAGCUCCUCAAGGACCGCGCCUUCAACUUCGACUUCACCGAGGAGACCAGGCAGUGGGUCGCCAAGAUGCUGGACUACAACGUGCCUGGAGGGAAGCUGAACCGGGGGCUGUCGGUGAUCGACAGCUACAUGCUGCUGCGGGAGGGCACCGAGGUGGACGAGGAGGACUUCUACCUCGCCUGCGUGCUCGGAUGGUGCAUCGAAUGGCUCCAGGCGUCCGCCCUGGUGAUGGAUGACAUCACGGACAACGCCUACACGAGGCGGGACAACCUCUGCUGGUACAAGCUGCCCACCGCCAUCAUCAAGCGCUACUUCAAGGAGAAGUUCUACUUCAUGGAGCUCAUGGAGCUCUGGAACGAGAUUGGGUUGCAGACCGCCAUGGGGCAGAUGCUGGACCUCAUCACCACCCACACCGGCGCCAAGGACCUCGCCAGAUACAGGAUCCAAGGGUACCGCCGUAUUGUCAAGUACAAAACAUCCUACUAUUCCUUCUACCUGCCGGUUGCUUGUGCAUUGCUCUUGAAUGGCGCGAAACUGAGCGACUACGUCGAGCUCAAAAAUGUACUGAUUGAGAUGGGAGUCUACUUUCAGAUACAGGAUGACUACCUGGAUUGCUUCGGCGACCCUCAAGUUAUUGGCAAGGUUGGAACAGACAUAGAAGACUACAAGUGCUCCUGGCUAAUUGUCCAGGCUAUGGAACUGGCUAAUGAGAAUGAGAUGAAAAUACUAUACGAAAACUAUGGCAAGUCUUGCCCGGAAUGUGUUGCAGCAGUGAAAAAUGUUUACAAGGAGCUUGAUCUUCAGGACAUAUUCUUGGAGUACGAGUCAAGAGUUUACAAGCACCUGGUUUCAACCAUCGACGCCGAGCCAGACCUUUUUGGCAACAGCGACCAGUCAGAUAGCAAAGACCAGCGGUUGCCAUGUCCAGGGUGUCCACACUCAACCAAGUUGCCGCAGUUAGCUUGUUUGGUCACUGGUGACCCUCCACUGAUCUAUAAUGUCAUCCAUGAAAACUGGAAGUGGCCUUUCAGCGAUGUGUGUUCGGUGACAGGAGACGUUCCCCUCGACUAUCAAGACGUCUGUAACGACUUCGUCAAUCUCAAGGUGAUGUGCCGGCUCAGUCUCUCGGAGGUGCUCAUAGGGGUAAGGUGUAACGCCCUCGAUGCAGCUAUAUCUCCCACGUGUCGAAGCACGACUUAG
Triticum turgidum subsp. durum (durum wheat) is the source of this 1449-nucleotide messenger RNA. The record is from the annotation of a GenBank genome assembly. Lineage: Eukaryota; Viridiplantae; Streptophyta; Magnoliopsida; Poales; Poaceae.